Molecule: messenger RNA, 2112 nt
Organism: Elephantulus edwardii (Cape elephant shrew)
Lineage: Eukaryota; Metazoa; Chordata; Mammalia; Macroscelidea; Macroscelididae
Gene: TPX2
Product: TPX2, microtubule-associated
Exons: 15
Coding region: 1-2112 (703 amino acids)
Biological process (GO): activation of protein kinase activity; regulation of mitotic spindle organization
Cellular component (GO): spindle; microtubule
Source: RefSeq, a predicted model, not a curated record
AUGUCACAAAUUACAACAUCUUAUACCUAUGAUGCACCCACGGACUACAUCAAUUUCACAUCUUUGAAUGAUGAAGAAGAUGAUAGCAGAAAUGUGGAUUCCUGGUUUGAAGAGCGGGCCAAUAUGGAGAAUACGUUUUUGGGGACAAAUGGAGCAGGAGGACUUUUUCAGAGUAAAACGCCUCUGAGAAAGAGUACUCAACAGCAAGCUGUUGUCACACCUCUGAGACCAGUUGACAACACUUAUUUCAAAGAAGCUGAAAAAGAAAAUGACUUGGAACAAUCCAUUCCACCCACCACUUGCUCUUCCCAGGAAGUAGGUAGAAGCACUUCAAAAAAGACUCCAUCCUAUCCUCAAAGGAGAUCUGUUAGACUCUCUGCGCGGAAGAAUUUAGAAGAAAAACACCAUGUAAAAAUGAAAGCCAAAAGAUGUGCUACUCCUGCAAUCAUGAAUGAGAUUCCACCUGCCAAGAAGAUGAGAGUGCAGAAGGUUCUUAAAAGUACUGAAGAGCAAGAGAUGGAGAAAAGAGCAAAAAUGCAACAGGAGGUGAUAGAGAUGCGAAGAAAGAAUGAAGAAUUCAAGAAAUUGGCCCUCGCAGGAACAGGGCUACCUGUGAAGAAGUCUGUCAGCCAGGUAACCAAGUCAGUUGACUUCCACUUCUGCACAGACAAGCGAAUCAAACAACAAAACAACCCAGAGUACAAGGAAGUGAACUUUGUAUCAGAACUGAGAAAGCAUCCUGCUUCACCGGCCCAAGUGAAUAAGGGAUGUACUAUUAUUAAGCCUUUCAACCUAUCCCAAGGAAAGAAAAGGACUUUUGAGGAAACCUCUUCUGAAUAUGUGCCCCUUGCACAGCAGGUCAAAGACUUCCAUAAUCGGACCCCUAACAGAUACCACUUGAGGAACAAGAAGGAUGAAAUGUGCCUGUUACCCUCCAAAUGUACCGUGCCCAAGAUCUGCCGAGACCCACAGACUCCAGUCCUACAAACCAAACAGCGCGCAAGGCCUGUGACCUACAAAAGCGCAGUCGAUCAAGAGGCUGAGUUGGUUGAGGAACUUAAACAAUACAAAUUCAAAGCACAAGAGCUCAAUCCUAGGAUUCUUGAAGAUGGACCUAUCCUGCCCAAGAAGCCACCAGUGAAGCCCCCCACUCAGCCGAUUGGCUUUGACUUGGAAAUUGAGAAGAGAAUUCAGGAGCGCGAGUCAAAGAAAAAAUCAGAGGAAGAGCACUUUGAAUUUCAUUCCCGACCUUGUCCUACGAAGAUCUUGGAAGACGUUGUGGGAGUUCCUGAGAAGAAGAUAUAUCCGGUUACCGUCCCCAAGUCCCCAGCCUUUGCACUGAAGAACCGGGUUCGCAUGUUCAACAGAGAAGAAGAGGAAGAAGAGGAGCAAGUAGUGAUAAAAGCUCAACCUAUGCCACAUUAUGGGGUUCCAUUUAAACCCCAGAUCCCAGAGGCGAGAGCUAUCGAAGUGUGCCCUUUCUCUUUCGAUUCUCGGGACAAAGAACGUCAGCUCCAAAAGGAGAAGAAAAUCAAAGAACUGCAGAAGGGAGAGGUGCCCAAGUUCAAGGCCCUUCCUCUGCCCCAUUUCGACACCAUCAACCUGCCAGAGAAGAAGGUGAAAACGGCAACGCAGGUUGAGCCUUUCUCCUUAGAGACUGACAGAAGAGGAGCUGUGAAGAUGCAGACCUGGAAACACCAGCUGGAGGAAGAACUGAAACAGCAGAAGGAAGCCGCUUGCUUCAAGGCUCGUCCAAACACUGUCAUCUCACAUGAGCCCUUUGUUCCCAAGAAAGAAAAGAAGACAGUUGCCGAAGCCCUUGCUGGUUCUCUAGCUCAGGAACCUUUUCAACUGGCCACGGAGAAGCGAGCCCAGGAGCGGCAGGAGCUGGAAAAGAAAAUGGCUGAGGUCGAAGCCCAGAAAGCCCAGUACUUGGAGGAGAUGCGGCAGCAGGAGGAAGAGCAAAGGAAGGAGGAGCUGGCACAGUUUCGGAAAGAGCUGGUACACAAAGCAAACCCAAUACGUAAGUACCAGCCUGUGGAGGUCAAGUCAAGCGACCAGCCCCUGACUGUGCCUGUGUCUCCCAAGUUCUCCACACGAUUCCACUGCUGA